Molecule: messenger RNA, 808 nt
Organism: Raphanus sativus (radish)
Lineage: Eukaryota; Viridiplantae; Streptophyta; Magnoliopsida; Brassicales; Brassicaceae
Exons: 4
Coding region: 199-597 (132 amino acids)
Source: RefSeq, a predicted model, not a curated record
UACUGUUCAUGAUCAUGGUCAUGAUGGCUCCACUAUCUCCCUAACCAAACACCUUGCAGCAUUAUGUAUAUAUAGCCCCAUUGAGAUCUUAUUGUAAUCACACACAACUGUCUUAUUCAUUCUAGUUCUCUUGCAUAGCAAGAAUCAGAAAGAUAAUCUGUUUCAAAGUGAGUAGAGUGUAAGCUUUGACAAUUAUUAAUGGAAGGUAAAGGACGAAUUGCAUCAUCCACUUCUUCUUCUUUAACCACCGAACUCUUCGGCUCCAGAGAUCCGUCGCCGCCAUCUUCUUCCUCUGGAAUCUUCUCCUCCAUUUUCCCUCAUCCCUCCAAGGGCGUUACAAGAGAUGGUCAAAGCUCCAAACAUGGCUCACAAGCUCAACGUAGAGAAUCUUCAAAUGUACAAGACAGAGUUGAGCCAUGCAAUCUAAGCUCUUCUCUUUACUACGGUGGUCAAGACGUAUACCCUCGAUCCACCACCAACCAAACUUACCCUACAGUUAAAAACGAGGGUCCAAAAAGCCAAGAAAACGAUGGUAAUGGACAUAACUCACAAGAUGUUUCAAGAGGGAACUGGUGGCAAGGUUCUCUUUAUUACUAAAGAACCAGUUUCAAGAACCAGUUUCUUUAGUUUCUUUGUAUAUCUUUCAUGAAGCUCAAGCCAACGUACUAAUUAUCCACUAAACCAAGACUUUUGUAUAAAUAAGUUUAUGAAGAACAAAAGACAAUAUAUUAGACGAUAAUAUUGAAAGAAAUCUCCUAGUAAAAGUGUGUUGAUAAUGAACUGUAUCAGUAUUUACUCUGCUUUUCUC